Molecule: messenger RNA, 666 nt
Organism: Lacerta agilis (Sand lizard)
Lineage: Eukaryota; Metazoa; Chordata; Lepidosauria; Squamata; Lacertidae
Gene: LGALS1
Product: galectin 1
Exons: 4
Coding region: 16-654 (212 amino acids)
Molecular function (GO): carbohydrate binding; laminin binding
Source: RefSeq, a predicted model, not a curated record
UGGCCGGGAUGCAUCAUGAGAGCCGCCUUCAGCAUCCACAAGGAAGGCUGUGCCACAUCCCCCACAAAUAGCUGCCGCCACCCGCUUCUCCACCCAUCUUCUGCUGCUGCCUUUGGAUUGGCCAAUGGAGCUUGUGACUCCUCGGCUGCUAGCCUAUAUAAGGGCAAGGGAGUGGCACUCUUGUCCGCCACAACUUUGAGCAAGCACCCGAGUGAGCUGCAGGAGCAAACAGCUUGGAAGCACAGCAUCAUGCCUGGAAUUACUUGCACCAGCCUGCAUGUGGCCCCCGGCGGCAAACUCGCUGUGAAAGGUGAUAUCCCUGCAGGAGCUAAGAGUUUUGCCAUCAACGUGGGCAAAGGCCCAAAUGAGAUCAUACUGCAUUUCAACCCGCGCUUCGAUGCUCACGGGGACAUCCGAACCAUUGUCUGCAACAACAAGAUCAACGGGAAAUGGGGCCAAGAACACAGGGAGGCCAACUUCCCCUUCCAAGAGGGCAGCAGCGCGGAGGUGCUCUUCACCCAUGACAAAAACGAGUUGACCGUCACAUUGCCUGGCAACCAUCAGUUCAAGGUCCCCAACGGAGCUCACUUGGAAGGCAUUGAAUAUGUCUGCGUAGAAGGCGACUUCAACUUCAAAGGCAUAUCUCUUAGUUAAGUGCCUCCUCUU